Cylindrotheca closterium is the source of this 414-nucleotide messenger RNA. Lineage: Eukaryota; Bacillariophyta; Bacillariophyceae; Bacillariales; Bacillariaceae. The record is from the annotation of a GenBank genome assembly.
AUGUUCAUCGGGAUGCCCUUCACAAAUGAUGAGGUGAUCCACAAUGGGAUCCGGCUCCAAUCCAAACAAGUGCAUGCUGUUGUGAACCUUUUUGUGGAUCCGCCACGGCCACCAUUUCCCAACUUUGAUACUCCAAUUGUGAAAUGGGGAAAGACAGAGGACACCAACUUCUACAUAAUCCCAUGCAACCGUCUAGUGGCCCCAGCAAUUGUCGUGCCCAAUCUACUAGAACAGCAGCCUCAAGGGAACGUUGCCAAUGCCAAUGCAAGGAGAACCUACAAGAAACGCAGAGCCAAAUUGAUGCAAGAACCUGGAAAUGAACCACUUGGAGAUGGAUAUUUUGUUGUGGACAAUCAAGAACAAAUGGCCCAGAGGAUGGAGGAAUUGAUAGACGACAUAAUGGAAAGGGAUUAG